GUGGUUGUGGUGGUGGUAUCGGUGGUGCUUAUGGUGGUUGUGGUGGCAUCGGUGGUGCUUAUGAUGGUGGUUGUGGUGGCAUCGGUGAUGCUUAUGGUGGUUGUGGUAACAUCGGUGAUGCCGCCCAUGGUGGCCUUAGCGGUGGCCCCGCUGGUGCCGAUGACGCUGCCGGCGGUGCUGAUGAAGCAGCGGACGAUUGCGGCGCUGGUGGCGGCAGCCUUGACGGUCGCGUCGCUUUGUCCGGCGGCGCUCGCCGUCUUGCCGCCGGUGCGAGCGUCACCGCUGGCGGCAUCCCGUCCGGUGUCGCCGCUCGGAGCGUGGACAACCCUGUUCCCCUUAGCAUGGACAACCCUGUUCCCCAUAGCGUCGUCAACCCUGUUCCCCAUAGCGUCGUCAACCCUGUUCCCCUUAGCAUGGACAACCCUGUUCCCCAUAGCGUCGUCAACCCUGUUCCCCAUAGCGUGGGCAACCCUGUUCCCCUUAGCGUCGUCAACCCUGUUCCCCAUAGCGUGGACAACCCUGUUCCCCUUAGCGUCGUCAACCCUGUUCCCUAUAGCGUGGACAACCCUGUUCCCCAUAGCGUGGACAACCCUGUUCCCCAUAGCGUCGUCAACCCUGUUCCCCAUAGCGUGGACAACCCUGUUCCCCAUAGCGUGGACAACCCUGUUCCCCAUAGCGUGGACAACCCUGUUCCCCAUAGCGUCGUCAACCCUGUUCCCCAUAGCGUGGACAACCCUGUUCCCCAUAGCGUCGUCAACCCUGUUCCCCAUAGCGUGGACAACCCUGUUCCCCUUAGCAUCGUCAGUGUCGCCGCUCGCUGCGUCGGCGGUUGCACUUCUCGUAGAGCCGGCAGUAGUGCUGCUCCAGCUGUCGGGAAUUGUACUGAUCGUACUGCGCACAGCGUCACAAGUAGUACAGCUCAUAGCGUCACCGAUAGUGCUGCUCAUAGCGUCACCAAUAGUGCUGCUCAUAGCAUCACCAAUAGUGCUGCUCAUAGCAUCACCAAUAGUACUGCCCACAGCGUCACCAAUAGUACUGCUCAUAGCGUCACCGAUAGUCUUGCUCACAGCGUCACCAAUAGUCUUGCUCACAGCGUCACCGAUAGCGCUGCUCACAGCACCAGCAACGCGGCUCUUCGCACCACGAGGCUCGCCGCCGUCGCCACCCCCGCGCCGGCGGAGUCCGGCGGCCUGGGCUACCGCGUCGUUAUGAGCCUCACCCGCUCCUACUGGCACCGCAACCACCACCUCUACUUCGACCGCUACUUCUCCUCGCCGGCGCUGCUCGAGGACCUGCGCUCCCGCUGCGGCACCUACGCCUGCGGCACCGUCAGCCUGAGCCGCCGGGGCCUGCCGCCGCCCGCCCGGGAGGUCGCGUCGCUCCUCCGCCACCGCGGCGACUUCGCGUUCUUCCAGAAGGGCGGCCUCGUGCUGUCGGUGUGGCGUGACAAGCGCGUGGUGGCGACGCUCUCCACCAACCAGGACCCUCGCAUGGUGCGCCCCGUGGACGAGGGUCCCAUCAAGCCGGCGCCCGUGGUGCACUACAAUAGGUUCAUGGGCGGCGUCGACCGCUCGGACCAGUACCGGAGCUACUACGCGGUGGGGCGCGCCUCCAAGAAGUGGUGGCGCUACAUCGUGUGGUUCCUGCUCAACCUGAGCAUCGUCAACGCCUGGCUGCUCUACCGCGAGUCCCCGCACGAACCUCCCAUGCCCAAGAAUUACGACCACUUCCAGUUCCGCGUCGACCUGGCGGAGCAGCUGCGUGGAGGUCACCGACGCAUGGGGCACCACAAGGGCAAGCGCUCACGCCAGGUGGUGUCCUACGUGAGCGCCGAGAACAUGUCAGCGCACCAGCUGGUCCGCACCGCCCGCGGCAAGAAGGUGUGUCGCCUGUGCUCCCGGCACGGCCGCAAGACGCGCGCCGGGCGCCAGGUGCAGACGUCGUUCGGCUGCGGAAUCUGCGACGUGCCGCUGUGCCGCUUCGGCUGCUUCCGGGACUUCCACCAGGUGUGAAGAAGGGGGCUCGCAGGGGGAAUGAGUUGACGGUCGGCGGGUGGAGCGAGUGACGGGCUCGCAGGGGAAUGAGUUGAUGGUCGACGCGCGGAGAGAUGAGGUGAAUGAAAGAGAUGACAGGAAGCGGUGGGGGUGAAUCUGUGGUGAUGCGUGAAUUCAGUGAAAGUGAAAUUGAUGACGGCAAAUGAUGAUGAAUGGAUUGGUAUGAAUGGGAGGAAUGAGUCAUGGCCAUGAAUAUAAAGAGGGAACAGUAACCUGUCGGUGAUUAUGAGGGGGGAGAUUAAGGAGGUGGUCGUGGGGUGAGCAAGGGAAAAGAAGUGAGUUUUGAGUGAGGAGCGGAAACCAGAGAGCGGAGGUGACUCCUGAAACAGAGCCUUGAGACUUGGUGUAAAUUAUAAUGUGCGAAUUAAAAUUGGUGAAUUAGAAUUUUUUAAGUAUCAUUUAAGUUGUAAAGUAUCAUUUAAUCUGUAAAUUAUGAUUUGUGAAUUACAAUUUGUGAACUAUAAUCUGUGAAUUAUAAUUUGCACUUCAUAGGCCCGUGCGUAAUCCACUAUUGGGGUGAAGGUGUCCCCAUGGGUGUCGGUUAUGGGAGUCGUUUGACCAUACUUCACCACGCUGGUCAGUACGGGGUUGGUGAAGGGGGUGGGUGCCCACCACGGCCAGUUCAGAUAUCACUCCGCCACUGAUGUUAGCCAUGGAAGUGACGCGGGGGUGCCGCAGUGGUGAACAGGAGGUCGUGGGUUCGAUCCCGAUCCUUGACGCGCCUGUUGUAUAUUUACAGUUUUCACGUCUCUCUCUCUCCCUGAGGUCGUGUGGAUUUUUCUCCGGGCCCUCCGGGUUUUUCUCUGGGUCCUCCGGGUUUUCCCCCUCCACAUUUAGAAUCAACAGCAUGGCGUUUAGAGUAUUUGACUGCUGUAACUUUCCAUUCGAUAAACCGCUCUGUUGAGCCAUCAUUUGUGAUCGCCAGGGUCGCUCCUGAAAAAAAAAACAGCUACACAGCUGAGUUGGGCCCUUACCUUGUAAAAUAAAAAGUCCAACUCAUUGCCGCUGGGCUCGUAGAAAAAGUCCGCCAGCCCUACGCUAUUGUUUAAGUCAAUUACACGAAUACAUUUUUCUUAUUUAAUGACCACGGAGGGGGUGGUGAUAACGACUGUGGAUGUUUAUGAUGAUUGAUGGUGAUGACGGUAAAUGAGGAUAAUGAGCUGAGACGACCCCCUACCAGGAUCUGAACUCUAAACCCCUUGCAAAUGUUUUCAGCCAGCCCGCUUGCUCUCUCUCUCUCGCUCUCUCUCCCUCUAAGGGAGACUUGUAAUGGCCGCGUCGGAGCGUUCAGCCGACACUGCCAAUACCCUGGGUUCGAGUCCAGGAUAUCGAGACGGUAUUACCAAUACCCUGUAUUCGAGUCCAGGAUAUUGAACUUUGGCAGCCAAUAUCCUGUGUUCAAGUCCAGGAUAUUGAGCCGGCAAGGCCAAUACCCUAUGUUCGAGUCCAGGAUAUUGAGCCGGCAAGGCCAAUAUCCUGUGUUCGAGUCCAGGAUAUUGAGCCGGCAAGGCCAAUACCCUGUGUUCGAUUCCAGGAUAUUGAGCCGGCAAGGCCAAUACCCUAUGUUCGAGUCCAGGAUAUUGAGCCGGCAUGGCCAAUACCCUGUGUUCGAGUCCAGAAUAUUGAGCCGGCAAGGCCAAUACCCUGUGUUCGAGUCCAGGAUAUUGAGCCGGCAAGGCCAAUACCCUGUGUUCGAGUCCAGGAUAUUGAGCCGGCAAGGCCAAUACCCUGUGUUCGAGUCGAGGUUUCAGCCACCGCCACUAAUUAAAGCAGGUGCUCGAGUGCAAGCAAGUGUUACGAUUUGAACACAGCCUUUAUCGUCAUUGUCGUUAUCAUCAAUCACCAGCCACGAUCUAUCCACUGCUGGAUGAAGGCCUCCCCAAUUUAUCACGAUCUCACACAGUUCUGCAAUGUAACCAUCGAGUCCAGUAGCUGCACACAAAAUAUAUUUUUUAAUUAUCACUCCAUCUCCGCGCGGCCCUGCUCUUGUGCAGGUUACCUUCGUUGGUUGCCAUUCCGAAUUUGAUCUUGACCGCCACCAGCAAUCGUCUCUUUCAGCGACGACGACCACUCGCGUUAGUCCACAUUGAUUAUAACCUUUUUUUUACUCACUAUGAAACUAUUUUUUUCUUCACCAGGUAAGGCCCUACUGAGCGACGUAGCUCUUUUCCAGAAGCAAACUGAUCAUCACAAACGACAGCCCAUCGACGUGGAUUACAAUGUGGACAUUUAUAGUAGCAGCCAAAUACUCUGAGCACAGGUUUCUACAUCGAGCACUCGCUUUUGUGUUUUCGCAUCCAUGCCGUUCCUCGUUCUGUCUCUCGGUGCAACUCCAAUCGUGACCUUUUUCAGGGGUUCUUAUAAUCUUAUACUACUCGCCGAUUAGCACGGUCGGCUAGGCACACGGUGCAAGAGAAGUUCAACGUUCAGUUGGCACCGAGGUUAGACCUCUCAACUCACGACCGCGGGUUCUGGCCGCCUGCUAACAGAAUGUGGAAUCUGCACCGCUGCUUCGGGGCCACCAACCGAGGGGAUCUCUAUCCAAUGCUGACGGGGAGAGGCCGGUCCGUUCUGCUUGGUGCUGCUCAUUCAUUCAGCGAGCCAUAACAUCCACGGUGGCCACGUGUCGUACCCAUAGACCUCCGUUCAAAUUGGACAUUUGUGUAAAAAAAGAGCCACAUAGCUCCUCGGAUUCCUCCAGUCUAAAUAAAUAUUCUGAUUCUGAGACAGCAGGCAAUUUUAAACAAUAUGCCCCAUCGAUUGUAGUGAGCCACAAUUUGCACCCCAACUCACUCGCCCACUCACCCACCAACCAACUCACUCAAAGACAAAUAUCUCCCGUAUCGCCUAAAACAGACUGUUGGGGCAAGUGCUUUUAGCGAGCGCCUAUGAAGGCCGGAAUGGUACACAA
This is a messenger RNA of Petromyzon marinus (sea lamprey), 4965 nucleotides long. RefSeq lists its product as uncharacterized. Lineage: Eukaryota; Metazoa; Chordata; Hyperoartia; Petromyzontiformes; Petromyzontidae. The record is from RefSeq and is a predicted model, not a curated record.